Messenger RNA from Alternaria ventricosa, 2886 nucleotides. RefSeq lists its product as uncharacterized. The transcript has a single exon. The record is from RefSeq and is a predicted model, not a curated record. Lineage: Eukaryota; Fungi; Ascomycota; Dothideomycetes; Pleosporales; Pleosporaceae. Bases 1 to 2886 code for a protein of 961 amino acids.
AUGGUCGCUACACGUCGCGGUGCGAAAACCGCCCCAGAGGUCGCCUCUGCACCCCCCAACACGCUCAACGCCCCUCCCAAGCGCGGCAGGAAGAAGGCAAUCGAGGAAGCUGCUGAGCCAGCGCCUGCCCCGGCCAAACCCACAAGGACAACUGCUGUGAAGCGCAAAGCCCAGGCUGAGCCUGAGGAUGCUGAGCCGCCCAUGGCCAAGAAGACUGUUGCAAAAAACGCCGCGCGCACUAUCAAGGCCCAGACCAGAGCCGCACCCGCACCUGCUCCGGCAGUGAGGGCCACGCGUGGUCGCAAAGCCGAGGAGCCUGCCGCUACAGAGGAUCCCGAACCCAUUGAAGAGGCCCCUAAGCCAGCUGCCGCCCGUACGCGCAAGAUCGCAGCAGUAAAAAAGGCACCUAUCCCCAAGGUCGAGAAGCCUGCUGUCGCCCCAGAGCCUGCCGUCGAAGAAGCAGUCAAGCCAACAUCAAGAGCUAUACGCAAAGCACCUGCAAAGAAGACGCCCAUCCCCAAGAAGAGCGAGCCUGCAGUUGUCGACAAGACCGUCACCAGCGAGCCUGCUAAGCCAGCACCCCGUACACGCAAAGCAGCAGUGCCAAAAGUCUCCGCACCCGCACCCGCCAUCGUACCGAGAGCCACACGCGGCCGUAAUGCCCCUGCAGUCCCACAGGAGUCGCCUCUCAAGGCUCCGGCCCGCAAGCCUACAAAGAAGGCUGCUAUUGUCACUAAGGCGAAGCCUGAGCCUGAGCCGGUCGCUGAAACAGUCGAGGAGCCUGUUGUUGAAGUCUUUGAUGAGCCUAUUGCUGAGAUCAUCGAGCGAUCUGUUCUAGAGGCCGACGAAGAUGCAGUCAUGGAGGAGGUGGAGGAGCCUGUCGUGGAGGCAAUCGAGAAGCCGUUCACAGAGUUCCCUAGCUACCCGACAACCCCCUCCCACAUCACUGCCCCCAUGACCUCAAGAGAGGCAAUCGCCGAGCUUCCCGGCUACCCCACGACUCCCUCGCAUAUCCUUGCACCUUUGUCGAACAAAGCCGCUCUUAGAGAACUCGCAGGAUAUCCCACAACACCUUCGCACGUCGCUGCAUCUGUUGCAAUCGCUACACCCGAGGUUCAGGCCGAACUCAUGGAGCAUGGGUACAAUGACGUCGUCAUGGGCGAUGUUCAGGAGACAAAAGCAGUCGAGCAGAUUGAGGCUUGCCAUACUUUUCAGGCUGCCGAGAGCGUGAUCGAAGCCACAAUAGAGGUGCCAGGAAGCCCUCAGCACGUCAAAAACCCUCGCAAUGUCGAAGAAAAUGACUGCCAGGGCCGCCAGACUACGGUCGAUGUCUCCUUCACCCCGGCUGCAAAGACCCCGAUAUCGGUCCAGCUAAAGACACCAUACCACGAUGCGACGCCCGCCCAGCGUUCGUUUUCGGACAUUUCCGGCACUCCACCUGCACACAUCGUCUGGGGCGUCACCGAUCAGGAAGCAUUCGAGGAGCUUCCUGAGGCGUACCCUGCCACACCCGCCCACGUCAUCGCGCCCAUCACCUCCAAAGCAGCACUGGCCGAGCUCCCGGGUUACCCCAAAACACCAGCUCAUAUCAGCGCACCUGUGACCUCCAAGGCAGCAUUGGCCGAGCUCCCGGGUUACCCCAAAACACCAGCUCAUAUCAGCGCACCUGUGACCUCCAAGGCAGCAUUGGCCGAGCUUCCAGAUUACCCCAAAACACCAGCUCAUAUUAAGGCGCCAAUGACACCACGUCGCGCUCUCGCUGAACUGCCCGACUACCCCACCACACCAAGCCUGGCUCUUGAGGCUGCUCUCCAGGAAGAGAUCACUGCUUCAGUCAAGAAGCAGACACCCUCACCUAUAAGAUUCUCAACUCUGAAGAAUGACUCAUUCGAUCUCGAGGAAUCGAGCGAGCUUGCCGACAUCAGUGAGCUCACCGACGCUAGCAAACUCAGUGAGAUUGUUCCUCCAGACACCGCUGUCGAGGCUUCUCCUUUUAUCACUAAGCCAACCAUGCAACUGGCUCCGCUCAAACUUGCACCUACUUUUGCAGGCCUCGAGCCAGUGUCACCGAAGAAGUCCGCCUUGCGAUCACCUCAGAAGGUCAUGGACGCUAAGACUCCUAAGAAGACUGUCGCUUGGACAGAUGUUCAAGCAGACGAGAGCGAUCUAUUUCUCUACGAAGGCAUCCUCCAGGGCAUGGUCUUCUACGUCGAUGUCACACGGAACGGUAGGGAGCAGAACUUCUUGUUCCGCGGUCUGCUCGAGGAUCUCGGCGCGAAGGUAGUCCAAGACAUAUCUCAUGCGUCUCUGAGCCACGUUCUCUUCAAGGAUGGAAGCAUGUCCACACUGGAGAAGUGCCUUGAAAGCAAAGGAGCCAUCAAGUGUGUCAACGUGGGGUGGGUGUUGGAUAGUGAGUCGAACAAGAAGCGUAUGGACGAAGACCAUUACCUAGUCGACCUAUCGAUUGCGAAGCCAGCAACUCCUCUGCCCACUACUACGGCGAAGCCAUUCACACCUUUCAAGACUCCUUCCAAGUAUGCGCUACCUCCUUCCUCCCAGUGUAAAAUGCCUAGCACCCCGACAAGUUCUGAGUUCGAUCGCUCUUUCAAUGACGAUAAGGAAAAUUGCGAAGUUGGGAUGUUUUUCGACGACAAGAGCCCGCUUGCACCUCGCACACUUCCCCUCAAGAAGUCGUCUUUCUUAUUCAGCAGAUCAGCCAUCAAGACCCCAUCCAAGUCCAUCUUCCUUGGGGCGACGCCAUCGAAAGCGACCUUGUCGGCUAUAAAGCCUGCGCCUCAGCCCUUCACCACCGUCAAGAAGCGCCCCGUAGAGUCUUCCUUCUUCAAUAGCGCCCUUGGCCCACCCAAGAAGCUGCGCCUCAUGUAG